This is a messenger RNA of Aspergillus alliaceus, 4926 nucleotides long. RefSeq names its product karyopherin MSN5. Bases 742 to 4434 code for a protein of 1230 amino acids. Gene Ontology annotation, molecular function: nuclear export signal receptor activity; RNA binding. The record is from RefSeq and is a predicted model, not a curated record. The transcript is spliced from 9 exons. Lineage: Eukaryota; Fungi; Ascomycota; Eurotiomycetes; Eurotiales; Aspergillaceae. Gene Ontology annotation, biological process: protein export from nucleus; RNA export from nucleus. Gene Ontology annotation, cellular component: cytoplasm; nucleus; RNA nuclear export complex.
AUGUGAAAACUUUCAUAAUAAUCAGUGAUAAUGAGUGAAUCAGACUGGGGAAUCAGUUUGACGAGCGGGAGAUAUCUGAAGGUACUAGUACAUAAAUAACAUUGCCGUGGAUAUAAGAAAUGAGUGUAAAUCGGAGGCGGUGUGUGGGCGGAACCCCUCCUACAGUCGGUGUGGUGAUUGGAGCGGUAGCGCGUGGAAAAUUCUCUCCCAAGAGGUUGGAAGUUGAAGGUGGGCGGGCGUUUGCCUGAUGAUUGUUCCCUUUACUAACUUUUGGUUCCCUCUUUCCCAAUCACAACAACCCGCGUCAAAUCAUAGAAGUACUAAUCACACUCUCCCCCUUUUUAAGGAAAACGUGGUGGAUCAACCAGUGCUCUUUCUCAGCGCCACAUAUUCUCUUUAAACAAAAAAGUUCAAUAUAGACAGAGAUCCUGGCGGGAAUUUGGACAGGGCAAGGAACACCAAACCGCAGGUUGGGUUGUCCGCCCGCUGGAACUAAUUGAUCACGGGUACUUGUUGAUCGGCUGCAACUCUUCUCUCCCUGUCACGCAAAAGUUAAAAGACAGUCUCUAAAAAAAGAAAGCAAAAAAAGUACUAAAAAUACCGCUACGGCUUUGUCUAGAAGCCUAGAUCAUGAACAAUCUGUUCCUGACAUCAGCUUAAAAAGGAUUUGAACCCAUCGUCACCUGAUCCCUCACUGGACACAACCCCCCCGGUCAAUUUCAGGGACGGGACUAGUCGAAAAUGACUGCCGAAGAAGAUUUGUCGGAGAGCCGCAUCGCAGACAUCGUUCGCGCUCUGGAGCUCAUCCACAAUCCUUCUUCCACAAAUGAUCUUCGAAGGGAGGCCUUGACGUUUGUUGAGUCGCAGAAGGAAAGCAAAUCCGCGGCGCGCAACGGCUUUUUGCUAGCCUCACGGGAGCAGAAUGAUCCCCUGGUUCGCUACUUCGGUUUGACGCUCCUGGAUCAUGUCCUCCGUCACACCUCCUUCACGGCCUCGGGGAAGGUGUUCGAGCUGAGGGAGUUCGUUCUCAAGCUCGCGGAGGCUAUCCGACCAGAGGACCCUGCUUAUCUACGCAACAAAAUCCCGCAGCUAUGGGCAGAAAUCGCCAAAAGGAGCUGGGGCCUGGACUGGAUUGAAAUGGACCAGGCCCUUGCUCAAUUCUGGGGAGCCAGUCUUGUGCACAAGGAACUGGUUCUCUCCACUUUAGAAACCUUGUCGGAGGACAUCUUCUACCGGGAGGAUACCGUUUCGUCCCUACGAGGCACAGACCUCAACCGAGCUCUGGUUGAGAUCUUUACGCCACUAUCUGUUUUUGAAGAGGUCUAUCCUAAGAGGGAUAAUCACGUUGAGCUGCGGUACGGAUCUGAAGGCUGGCUGCCUCGAAUUUGUGAAUUCCUUCAGUAUUGCAUCGAGAACUUGCAAAACUCAAAGCAAGCUAAAGAUGCAGCGCUCAAGGCACUUGCGACUCUAAAAUCUGUCUUGCUAUGGGCAAUACCAAAAGCCAUCAUCUCUUCAAACUGUGUCCCCUCCAUCGCUAGGGCGUUCACAUGUUCCGAUGAACAGGUAUUAUUGGCUGCAGUCGAAGCUGUGCAUUCGUUGUACAGCAGAUCCAACUAUGAUAUGGAAGGCUUCCAACCUCUCGUGCAUCUGAUGUACGAGACAGAGUGCUUGGAUAUCCUACAGAAAUUGUACCAGUGGUCUAUCGUGGGGCCUGAUGACAUUGACGAUACCCGGUACAUGAUUUCCAAAAAGCUUUCCGAGAUGUUAUCGUACGUCGCAGGAUUCUUGGAGGAGAAGAGCUUUUCCUUGGAGAGCGCGCAUGGCAUGAACCUCCCUUUCUUUUUCCAUUUGACAAUAAGCGUUAUUCAGCAUCAGAGCUUGAUGGUUUCGAUACCCGUCCUUCACGUGUGGUCCAAAUUGUUAGCUUCUGAAAGGAUAGGAAACACUGACCUGGUAACCGGCCUCAUUCCUUCGCUAUUAGAGAUCUGUACCCAGCGGCUGGUCCGUUGGGAGGCCCUACCCACGGACUCCGAUGACCCUACAGUCACCUUUCUCGUUGACGAUAUUGAUACCGUCCCCGAAAGACAUGCGUUUGUGGGCAACUACCGCCGAUACUGCUCGUCAAUUAUCGAAACGAUCGUUCAGAAGCGGCCACAAGAAGCUAUUCCCCAUAUCCUGUCAGGUGUUGAUGCUAAUCUAAGCAAUCUCUACAACGGAGUCGAGCCAUUCAACGUAAAAUCGUUCUCGAAAAGCUCUGUUCCGUUAAUGCGCGCCGAUACGCAAUUUGCGGUCGUAGAAGCGACUCUUAAGGGAUAUAAUAAAUGGGUGUCAGCCCAUGGAAGGAUGCCACAGCAAGAUGAGCAAAAACGAAGGGACUUGGAGGAUAUCUUGGAAAAUUGGGCCUUCUCGUUGAUGCAGCGGAGCUUUGAGGAUCCGAUUCUCAAGCAGAGAGUCAUCAAACUCAUUGUCGAUAUCUCAUCUAGGGCCCUUGACAAGACUCCCAGCUUUGCGCUUAAGGCCCUCGAGUAUAUCCUCAUGACUCGACUGCCUGACGAACCUGAAUACCCUGCCUAUUCUGAAGCCGUGAAAGAGUUGCAUGGAUUGUCCAGCCAUGAACUCAGGCGCCUCGCAAUGCGCUAUUCAGACUAUUUCUCUACAUUUUAUGACGUGCUCGAACCGAAGGUCAAGGAGAUUAGCCUCGCCAACAGGGUGGAUGACAAACUCCAAAUGGAGCUUACUUCAAUUCUUCUUAUUAUCAUGCAACGCGCGAACAACGUGGAUCCAUUCUUACGUCAAUCCCGGCUGGCAUCAUUCGUGGAGCCCAUCAGGCAGGCCUGGCAAGAUGAAGAGUUCCGGCAGAUGAGCUCUUCUUUUGAGGGAUUUUGCUCCAUGCUUGGGCUGCAAAGCGUUGGGCCAUUCAUGCAGGCUCAGCAAGCUCAGAAGUUGGAAGACUGGGCGUCAGUGCCUCUGAACAAUGAGGGUAAACAGAUCCAGGAAGAGAUGACCAGAAAGUUCCAGAAUCUACCCUUGAGAGGCACAAAGACAAUGCUAGCUGUCUCCACGGAUAAGCUAAAAAAGAAUGAGCCAGCAUAUGAGCUUGCGUGCAGCGUUUGGCAUGAGACCAUCCCUAUCGUAUUGCCGACUUUGCUACAGCUUGUCAGUCAUGCUCAUGCCUUCCACAAUCCCGCCAACUGGGGCGGCCUGCCCGGUGAAAUGCGAACGGUCGUUGAGCGCAUCUUGACUGAUAGGUUUUGGCAAGCGGGUAUAUCAACUGGUAGCCGUGAUGAGUUUUACGCUAAAAUCACCGCGUCGCGGGCAACCCUCGAAGGAUUUGCGUCCUCGGUCAGAGGUAAGAUUCGGGCAGUUCGGGAAUCCUGCUACUCGAUGCUCUACAGCAUGAGUAGGCUACGAGAGCACUUUUAUGGGUUCGCGGAACUUCCAGGACCCUUAUCUGAAGCUCUAUUCAAAGACUCAUCUUGUCUUUCUUCCCAUCAAUUCUCUGUGCUUCUCAAUAUUGCGAGGUGCUUAAUUGAUGAUUGCCCUGUUCGCUUCCGUGGUCACUUUUUGCCUCCAAUGCUAGCAACCUUAUUUACAAACAUUGAUAAGAAGGUUACAUCGGAAUGGGAUAUGAUUGAACAGCAGAGAGAAGGAGGUGCCGAUGCAGAUCUGACUGACGAGAUGAAAUCCGAGAGUAUUCUUCGACAGUUGACCUAUUCUGCCGUGAUUAUGGUAGCAAGCCUUUUGGAUCCACAAAGAGGGGACCCAGACGAGGAACCAGCAGACCCAAGCGCACCCCAUCCCCAACCUGCCCUCUCCGACUCCAUACGCCACUUCGUUCUCUCGUCGCCGGAGAUCUUUGAGCCUCUGAUGCUGUUCUGUACCCACGCGCUUCGUAUGCGCGAUACCAGAUGCUGCAGCAUAAUUACACGUGUUAUCCGAUCCAUCUUGCAGGACUUUGCGCCUCCCAACAACACUCCAACAACAGUCACCAUCCGUGAAUUUAUAUGCUCAGAAGUUCUCAAAGCAUGCAUUACAUCCGUGCAUGAGCCUUAUUUCGUCGAUAUGCAAAAAGACCUUGCCCAGCUUAUCUCCUCAAUCUGGGUUCUCUAUGGAUCCAGCACGCCCACACCGCGCUCCGUGAUUCUCAGCCUCCCUGGCAUGGAUGAACAGCGAGUAGCAAUGACGGAAGCGUCUUUGGUGAGGUCAACCGCUGCUCGCCAACAGCGAGCUCUCAUAUUGGAUCUCUUGGAAGGGCUGAGAGGCGUGAGCAUCGCUGAGCAGGGAAAGAUCCUGGGCUCGCGAGAAGAACGCCGCAAGGCCCGCAGCGCUUUACAAGAAAGAUAUAUGACUUCCGAAAUGGAAGGCCAGCAAAACAAUAAGGUUGAUAUUAAUGACGGACCAGAUCUUACGGGUGUGGCGGACAUGUUUGGUUAGAAGGCUUUCUGCGUAUAUACUGGAUAAUGACUUCCUCCUUCACCCACUCCUGUAUAGUACAAUGGUGCGCACUCAUUCCCCUUGUUCUCCGAUCCUUUUAUAUCUCUCAUUCUGGCUUUUAUAGGCAUAAAAGAGAGAGAACCCCUCUGAAGCCUUUCAUUAUAGAGUACAUCAUUUGGACAACCAAACUACAUGCAAUAAUGGGGUUGCCCAUGGUCACUUCUAGCAGGCCAUACAUUCAGUACCGAAUAGAUAUUGGAAUAAUUUUAACCCAUUAAAAAAGCACAUAUUGCAAACUAGCCGCUCUCCUUUAAACGGUAUACCUACAUCAUAUACAUUGUCUCCUCCAACCUCCCUAUCUUUGCUAUUGAUCUAACAGGCCCCGCACAAAAGACUCCGAUUAAUUGCAAUCAUAAAUCAACAUGUCAAUUGUAAUCGCUUAUUGAGAGACCUUAGAGGGUGUGUAUACGAAGGUAGGGCGGACGAAGCUAU